Seriola aureovittata is the source of this 5447-nucleotide messenger RNA. Its product is annotated as netrin-G1-like. Lineage: Eukaryota; Metazoa; Chordata; Actinopteri; Carangiformes; Carangidae. The record is from RefSeq and is a predicted model, not a curated record. The transcript is spliced from 7 exons. Gene Ontology annotation, molecular function: cell-cell adhesion mediator activity. Bases 1467 to 2840 code for a protein of 457 amino acids.
GGACCUGGACACCGCUGUAGGAAGCGAUGCAGAGCCACUGCUGAGGAAUUAUCCAGCAACUUUAAAUAGAAUAUUCCACUUUAGUGUCACAGUGAAUGUGACUUCGUUUACCGGUCAAGUCUGAUCGUGCAAGAGUUUGGAAUUGUUUCCUUCGUAUAAAUAAAACUGAGCAAUUUUCAAAAAGCGUCACUGGAAAUAAAAUCACUUUCUUUGAUUAAUUCUAGAGAUGAGUUGCAUUUUAAACACGAUAUCAGCCUCUGAGGGAAUAAGAAAUACGACCCAAAGGUUCACUCGCCUGGUAACAUAAAUGACUCUACUUGGCGCAGUAACUGGGAUUUAACAGCCGGGUGAAAAUAAAGGGUGAAGUUGGGAUUUACCAGGCAGUCAGUAUUAUCUUUAGGACCCGGCGGAGCGCUCAUAUGUAACUGGACAUAGUGGCUCCGUUUGAGGAAGAUUGCUUAUCUCUCUCCUCCUCUCCCGUCCACAACUCGGCUGAGCUGAGAAAUCUAUCUAACCUAUCCAAACGACCCCAGGAGUUACUCUCCACCGGGAUGAUGUGUUUUAAUACGCGCUGAUGGACUCUAAUGAUUUUGGGACCACUGUGAAUCCCUUAUACCUGUACGUGAAGUAUUUGUUGUGCGCCAUUCCGAUGAACGCUGCGCCAAGAGCAGCGCUGCGUAAAGUCAAACAGCUCGUGUGGACAGCAGACGAUACGCGACGGCGUUUGUAAGCGCGACAGAGACUGUCUGAACGCGAGAGAGUCACGAAGUGUUAUUUUGGAAGAAGAGGCUGCGUUUUUUUUAGUCAAACGCAAAAGUUGAAAGUAAAGUUGGGACUAAGAGAAAACGCUGUGCUCUCCGCAUGAAUGCGCGCUUUCUGCGCAUACGUUGCUUUUAUUGACCCAUCUGGUGGGAAAUUAGAAGAAUUUGGAGAGAGAAGAAGCAGUCAAAGGCAUGUGAGAAUCUCUCUGCAACUACUCUUGGUAAAUAACUUGUUGAAUGAGCAGCCCGCCCAAGGAGUUCGUUUAAAUGAUGCUGCUUGUGGUAAGAAAAAAAAACACACACACAAUCGACAAGAGAUCAAGCUAAGACAUCUGACAGCCACUGACUUAUGAGGAGUGUCACUCCUCGCUGCUCAUCACGUCUGACCGUCAGUUGACCCCUGCAUCAACAUUCAGCACUUCUGGAGAAGCUCACUUGUUGACACACCUCAUCAGCCAGGCACAAGAGGCGGCAAUCGAAGACAAAAUAACUGAAUGGGGGCUAAUCGUCGCCUGAAGCUGCUGACACACAAGUAGCAACAUGCUGCCACAGUUCCCAAAUCCUCCACUGCACCGUUCAAAGCUGCAGUUCAUUUAGAAACUUCUCAGCGAUAUUGCCAUCUCUGUGACGAAGCAGCGGCUGUAAACACACAAAAAAAAAAGAAAAAGAAUAAUUCCACAGAAACCACACAGAACGAGAUCAGCGAUGCUUUGGCCCAUAUUGUUCAUUCUGCAAGCUGUCUGCACCAGCGUGGCACAUGCCAUGCAACAUUACCCGGCGGCCUGGGGACACUAUGACGUGUGCAAGUCCCAGAUCUAUACAGAGGAGGGCCUGGCAUGGGACUACAUGGCCUGUCAGCCGGAAGCCACCGACAUGACAAAGUACCUGCGAGUGGCCCUCGACCCCCCAAAUAUCACGUGUGGAGAUCCGCCAGAAACGUAUUGCGCUUUGGAAAAUCCUUACAUGUGCAACAAUGAAUGUGACGCCACCACUGAGGAGCUGGCUCAUCCUCCCGAGUUGAUGUUUGACUUUGAAGGUCGCAAUCCCACAACUUUUUGGCAGUCCUCCUCAUGGAAGAAAUAUCCAAAGCCCCUGCAGGUCAACAUCACGCUGUCAUGGAACAAGACCAUUGAGCUAACUGACGACAUCGUGCUGACCUUUGAGUCAGGUCGACCAGAGCAGAUGGUCCUGGAAAAGUCGCUCGACUACGGCCGGACCUGGACCCCGUACCAGUUCUACGCUACUGACUGCCUGGACGCCUUCACCAUGGAGCCCAAGACAGUGAACGAUCUGACCCAGCGCACCCUGCUGGAUAUCAUCUGCACUGAGGACUACUCCAGAGGCUACGUGUGGAAGAACGACAAGACGGUACGUUUUGAGAUCAAGGACCGCUUUGCCCUGUUUGCCGGGCCUCGACUACACAACAUGGCCUCACUGUACGGCCAGCUGGAUACCACCAAGAACCUGAGGGACUUCUUCACCAUCACUGACCUGAGGAUUAGGCUGCUGAAGCCAGCCACUGGUGCCACCAUGGUGGAUGAGAACAACCUGUCCAGAUAUUUCUACGCCAUCUCCGACAUCAAGGUGCAGGGCAGGUGCAAGUGCAACCUGCAUGCCAACAGCUGUGUGUUUGACAAGGGGAAGCUGGGCUGUGAGUGCGAACACAACACUACAGGGCCAGACUGCAGCCGCUGUAAGAGGCACUACCACGGAAGAGCCUGGAGUGUGGGCUCCUACCUCCCCAUCCCCAAAGGAACUGCAAAUAUUUGUAUUCCCAGCAAUCACGGACCAGUGCAUCGAGCAAAUGCCUCAUCUCUUGGUGUUGCAAAUCGUAACCAAGCUCGAGUGUGUGACAACGCGAUGCAACGCUGUCAGAACGGUGGCACGUGCCACCACCAUCAGCGGUGCCAUUGUUCCCCUGGCUUCACGGGCGUCCUGUGCGAGAGAGCUCGCUGCCAGGGCCCCGGGGAGUGUGAUGACCAAUUGUCUGGACGGGCCUCCUUCCAUCAUCCCCCCAUCGGCUGCCAGCUCGCCCUCACCCUCGUAGUGCUCCCGCUGCUGAUUGUUUCCCUUUGCUGAGAGACCUGAACAGCCUCCCAUCCUCAACCAAACCCUUAGACCACACAUGAUGAGACUGAAUUCUCAACCUUAAGGACAUGAAGGACAAAGGGCAUGGAUAAUUUGCUCAGUAUACAAUAUAAGCAACUCUUUUGUAUAUCCAAGGCCACAGUGGUGGGUGACAGAGUUACGAACAGGUUGUGCACUGAUCUGUUAUACUGAAUGAUAGAGGGAUUUGUGAAAGGCUUGGUGAAGUCACUGCUGUCCUAUAAUGUCACAGAGGAAACGGUUGGAGCCCUCACUUUGUGAUUAUGUCAUUGGCUGAUACUUCAUAAAAGGCAGACUGGAGACUCAGAUAGAGCUACCCCACACUCUGAGAGCAAACUGUACAAAACUAGACACAUGAUUUCUAAGUUAUCAUCUGAAGUUAUGAAAAAAUAAUAAUGUGGACGGGGACAUCUUAGAACAUCUUGCCUCACUGCCUCCUUCCUUACUUGUUACCUUCUUCUUGUUCUUCUUCUCUCCUCUCCUCUCUCCCCUUCCCUCACUCGUCCCUUCCCCCGGUCCUCACUGUCUCCUUCCUGUGCUUUGGUGACUCUGGUGAUUUUCCUUUGCUGAAGGGUGUCUGUUGUUUUGCCAAAUGCUGCACAUGUAUUAUUAUCAAGCCCUUUGACAAGUACCAAUCUAGUACUUUUUUUUUCUUUCUCAGAGGCUUUGUAGUCAUGCUUGAGCUCACCUGUACGGGAAAAAAAAGUUGUAACAUACUGUAACUGUAUUUAAUUUUUGUAUAAAAACAGAUAUUUUCAUGACUACGCAAAACAAAAAGAUGUAUUACUUGUUUUCUAUUGCUGCCGACCUGUCCUAGAUGUGGACUAUGAGUGCGUAAGGAGUUUGGUUGUAUUAUUUCUUUGCUUGUGUGGCACAUGGUUCUCUUCAUUUGAGAGCUGCUGUCAAAACUAUGUUUACAUACACACCUACACAAUACACUUCCACCAAAGGGAAAAAGAAAAACAUGUCUUUGUCUUGUUGUUGAAAAGUAGAAAUUUUAUUAAGUAGUUACAUGACAUUUGAGACAACAUGUGAAACAGUGUAUUGUUUGUAGAUAGGUAUAAGCCAAUGACAAUAGCUGAAUGUCAUUUCAAAAGAUUUAUGAAAGCUAUCAAUGCCAAUCUUUGACCAACUCACUGAAGCAACAGUUGCUGGUAACAAUAUAUCAGUCAACAAAUAACUUCCUGGUGCAAUGACUAAGGUUGUUUGUUUUUUUUUUUCUAAUGUGCUGUAACACCAUCCUUCUUGUGCUCAUGAAACGUGGGAGAAACCAGAAGAAUCUCAAGCCAAAAUCCCAUCAGCUUUAUGUAAAUUUAACAAGAAGAAGACUUGGAAAAAAAGGAGAUUGCGCGGCUGUCGCAGAGGUUGUCCAGCUCAAAUCUGUAAUCAGAUCUAAUCCCUGAAUCAAAUGGGAAGAGGGGAAGGUUUUCUGAGCUGGUACGGUUGAAAGCCUGCAUCCUGCUGCGGGAGCCUCAGCGAAGCGACACAUUCGGGAAAUGAGCUUUAAUUCAUGGAGGGUCAAUGAAUAGAAAUGAAGUCGCAUCCCACUGGGUGACAUAUUGAGCACUGAGACCAAUUUCAUUUGAGAGAUUAAUUUUCCUCCCGAGGUUGUCAUGAAACACCUAAUUGUGUUAGAGUCUACUGUAAGUGCCUCUCAUUAAACGACACUGUCAAUGAAAAAAGUAGCGAAUGGCUUUUUUGAGAGAGACGAUUGCCUUGCAAAGCAACUUUUGGAAACUGAGAGGAGGUAUUUGAAACGGGUUAAUACACUGUGCAUGAUAAUUGGACAGGAAUGGAUGUUAGUUAUUCAGAAAAUAAUACAUUUUUGGAAGAAAAAAACAAAAGCUCAUGGUCAACAUAAAUCUGCUGGAGAAAACACAAAAACACAAAUAUGGUUGUCAAUUAAUUUCAAUUAGAAAAUAAAUCAACAACAUCACUAAAUCCUUGAAAACUUCCAUUCAUUAAGCUUCUCCACCAAAUGGUAAUUGUCUAAUGAAACUUAGCGAUCAUAACUGGGUACAGCAGCACUGUCAAGCUAUGGAUUUCACGUUGAAGUUGUGUUUAUGAAUCAAAAACCAAAAGCACUGAACAAGUCUGAGGAAUUCAGUGUCCAUCUAAUUCGCUUAUUAUAACUAAGCAUUACUUUCAAAGCCAAGGAACAUUUCGUACUUAAGCUCAGUUCACAAUAACACAUUCACUGUAGAAUUUCCACUCGCUACUGAGUAAACCCAGUCCGGGAUGCUAUCACAGUUUAGGGCAACGUUUAGUGGCUCUCGAUUGUGUGGGGGGAAGUCUAUGCGCCAGCAACCCACAAUAGUUAGGUUCACCAAAAACAGACCAUAGUCAUUCUUCUGUCUUGUAAUGUGUAGAGUGAAACAUACUGUUUAAAAAUACCACCAAUAAAGCUUGUGACCUCUGUCUUGCUUGUCCGAGUACAUAGCUAAUAAGUAUAAAAGCAAAUCAGCUAAACCGGGUUAGGCUAGCGCUACACUGCAAUACUGUUUCUUUAUUUUCAUGUUUCAUUUUCAUCUUUUGGCAUAUUAUAAUGUAACCAUCAAUAUAAUAUAAUAUUAAUAUGUA